Molecule: messenger RNA, 2195 nt
Organism: Salvia hispanica
Lineage: Eukaryota; Viridiplantae; Streptophyta; Magnoliopsida; Lamiales; Lamiaceae
Product: heat shock cognate 70 kDa protein 2-like
Molecular function (GO): ATP binding; ATP-dependent protein folding chaperone
Source: RefSeq, a predicted model, not a curated record
AAUACUAGUUCUUGUUUGGCUCUGCCUCUCAGUUUAUACUUCAAAUCUAAGUCUAAUUCUCCUUUCAAAUCUAAUUCUCCUUCAAAUCUUUCGCCAAAUUCGAUCUGUAAAUUGCAACAAUGGCUGGAAAGGGUGAGGGUCCGGCCAUAGGAAUAGAUCUUGGAACUACUUAUUCCUGCGUCGGCGUGUGGCAGCACGACCGUGUUGAGAUCAUCGCCAAUGACCAGGGGAACAGGACCACGCCGUCGUAUGUCGGCUUCACCGAUUCCGAGCGCCUCAUUGGUGACGCCGCAAAGAAUCAGGUCGCCAUGAACCCGAUCAACACAGUUUUCGAUGCCAAGAGAUUGAUCGGAAGGCGGUUUACUGAUGCCUCGGUUCAGAGUGAUAUCAAAUUGUGGCCAUUCAAAGUUUUUUCUGGACCUGGUGACAAGCCUAUGAUCAGUGUUAACUACAAGGGUGAGGAGAAGCACUUUGCUGCUGAGGAGAUUUCAUCAAUGGUUUUGAUGAAGAUGAGGGAGAUUGCUGAGGCAUACCUUGGUUCAGCAGUGAAGAAUGCUGUUGUGACUGUUCCAGCUUACUUCAAUGAUUCCCAGCGUCAAGCCACCAAGGAUGCUGGAGUUAUUGCUGGCCUCAAUGUGAUGCGUAUCAUCAAUGAGCCUACAGCUGCUGCCAUUGCUUAUGGUCUUGACAAAAAGGCAACAAGCGUUGGAGAGAAGAAUGUGUUGAUCUUCGAUCUUGGAGGUGGAACGUUUGAUGUCUCUCUUCUAACGAUUGAGGAGGGUAUCUUUGAGGUGAAGGCCACCGCUGGUGACACUCACCUCGGUGGUGAGGACUUUGACAACAGAAUGGUCAACCACUUUGUUCAGGAGUUCAAGAGGAAGAACAAGAAAGACAUCAGCGGUAACCCCAGGGCCUUGAGAAGGUUGAGGACAGCCUGUGAGAGGGCUAAGAGGACUCUUUCAUCCACUGCUCAAACCACCAUUGAGAUCGACUCUCUCUAUGAGGGUAUUGAUUUCUAUGCCCCCAUCACACGUGCUAGGUUCGAAGAACUCAACAUGGAUUUGUUUAGGAAGUGUAUGGAGCCGGUUGAGAAGUGCCUGAGGGAUGCGAAGAUGGACAAAAGCACCGUGCAUGAUGUUGUCCUUGUUGGAGGAUCCACCAGAAUUCCCAAGGUUCAACAAUUGUUGCAGGACUUCUUCAAUGGCAAGGAGCUUUGCAAGAGCAUCAACCCUGAUGAGGCAGUUGCCUAUGGUGCUGCUGUCCAAGCUGCUAUUCUGAGUGGUGAGGGUAACGAGAAGGUCCAAGACCUAUUGCUUCUUGAUGUCACUCCCCUCUCUCUUGGCUUGGAAACCGCUGGAGGUGUCAUGACUGUUUUGAUCCCAAGGAACACCACCAUUCCCACGAAGAAGGAACAGGUCUUCUCUACUUACUCAGACAACCAGCCUGGUGUCUUGAUUCAAGUCUACGAAGGUGAGAGAACAAGGACAAGGGACAACAACUUGCUUGGAAAAUUUGAGCUCUCUGGAAUCCCCCCUGCUCCCAGAGGAGUUCCUCAGAUCACGGUUUGCUUUGACAUUGAUGCCAAUGGUAUCUUGAAUGUCUCUGCUGAGGACAAGACCACUGGUCAGAAGAACAAGAUCACUAUCACCAAUGACAAGGGUAGGCUCUCCAAGGAUGAGAUUGAGAAGAUGGUUGAGGAGGCUGAGAAGUACAAGUCGGAAGAUGAGGAGCACAAGAAGAAGGUUGAGGCGAAAAAUGCGUUGGAGAAUUACGCGUACAACAUGAGGAACACCGUGAAGGAUGAGAAGAUUGCCUCAAAGCUCCCCGCAGCUGAUAAGAAGAAAAUUGAGGAUGCCAUUGAGUCGAGCAUCCAGUGGCUUGACGGGAACCAGCUGGCAGAGGCUGAUGAGUUUGAGGACAAAAUGAAGGAGCUGGAGAGCAUCUGCAACCCCAUCAUCGCAAAGAUGUACCAAGGGGCUGGUGGGGAGGCGCCAAUGGACGAUGAUGAUGUGCCUGCCCCCAGUGGUGGCAGCAGUGCUGGUCCCAAGAUUGAGGAGGUCGACUAAAUCAGUCGCGGUGUCUGACCCAUGUUUAUUCUAUCUAUCCCUUUUUUUUGCUGGACAAGAUUGAUUUUGAUGCCGUUUUGUCAGAAUCAUGUUAAUGUUUUUUAAUGCUAUGGAUUCUAAGUUUUGCCC